GUAGCUGUACAACAACUACACGUGUUCAGCUCAACCCAGAAGCCCGUCCCAAUCCUUGCAUAUCCAUACCAGCUCAAAGGAGGAGGCGUGGAUAGGGCUUUUGUUACCUGCAUUAGAAUACCUGCAGCUACAUGGAAAGAAUUUAAGAUGUCGUCAAAGGAGAGGAACUGCAACCGAUGUGUUACGGCCUCAAUACAGACGAGAGGAGGACAAGGAGGACAUUGCACCGGGUGUAAAUGUACCUGGCGCACGCAAGAACAAGUGAGAAUACAUAACUUGUCCUACUUUGAUACAAAGGACGAAAUAUAAGAAUGGUUCACUGGAGAACUCAUCUUACUCCUCGACCCAUCGCUCUCUCAUAAGUGUUUUGUUGUCGAACUCUUUUAACGACCACGUUUUGGAUCACCAUCACUCUCUGUCUCACCUGUUACCCGUUGACUAUGGAUUUUAAACGGAGAAAGAUUUCAAAGGAGUUUAGAUUUGACAUUUUGGAAAAGAGAAGUUAUAUCUGCAUCUGGAAAGGUUAGAUACUGAAGUGUUGCCAAUGUGAACGCAAGAAUGACCACUUCAUUCUAGUGAAUGGCCCGUCCCAGAAGCGGUUAUGAUCAUGCACAGACCCCUCCGAAGGUGGAAUUUGUACGUCUUCUUGUGCUUUGGCAUCAUCUACUUAAGGCUUGGGGCCCUGUCUUCCGUGGUGGCGUUGGGUGCCAACAUCAUCUGCAACAAGAUCCCUGGGCUGGCGCCUCGCCAACGGGCCAUCUGCCAGAGCCGCCCGGACGCCAUCAUCGUGGUGGGGGAGGGCGCCCAGCUGGGCAUCAAUGAGUGUCAGUACCAGUUUCGCUACGGCCGGUGGAAUUGCUCCGCCCUGGGGGAGAGGACUGUCUUCGGACAGGAGCUGCGAGUAGGUAGCCGGGAGGCUGCGUUCACGUACGCUAUCACGGCCGCUGGCGUAGCCCACGCCAUCACGGCGGCGUGUAGCCAGGGCAACCUGAGCCAGUGUGGCUGUGACCGGGAGAAGCAGGGUUACUAUAAUCAGGAGGAGGGCUGGAAGUGGGGAGGCUGCUCGGCGGACAUCAAGUAUGGCGUGGAGUUCUCCAGGAGGUUCGUAGACGCCCGCGAGAUCAAGAAGACCACGCGCCGGCUGAUGAACCUCCACAACAAUGAGGCAGGGAGAAAGGUCCUGGAAGAGCGGAUGAAGUUGGAGUGUAAGUGUCACGGCGUGUCGGGCUCCUGCACUACCAAGACCUGCUGGACGACCCUGCCCAAGUUCCGAGAGAUCGGCUAUAUCCUGAAGGACAAGUACAACGAGGCGGUUCAUGUGGAGGUGGUCCGGGCCAGCCGACUACGCCAGCCAACCUUCCUCAAGGUGAAGAAGACCCAGGGCUUCCGCAAGCCCAUGGAGACCGACCUCGUCUACAUCGAGAGGUCGCCCAACUACUGCGAGGAGGACGCGGCCACGGGGAGCGUGGGUACCCAGGGGAGGCUGUGUAACCGCACCUCGCCCCACACGGACGGCUGCGACCUCAUGUGCUGCGGCCGGGGCUACAACACGCACCAGUACACCAAAGUGUGGCAGUGCAACUGUAAGUUCCAGUGGUGCUGCUUUGUCAAGUGCAACACGUGCAGCGAGAGGACGGAGGUGUUUACCUGCAAAUAAAGGGGUUUGGUAUAACGGACCUACAGUACGGUACUAUGACGGGGAGGGGCGUAGCAGGACUAGUUGGAUGAGGAGGAAGACCCCCAGAGGAAAGAUAAAUGGACAUGUCUUGGAACAGGAACAAUGAAAGAUUUUACAAUAAAAAAGGAAUGGAAUUUUUCAUGUCAGCUCUUCAUGGCAUUGUUUUGCACAGCAGAAUCAAAAUUUGCUUUUUAAGAAAGUAAAGGCUAAAUAUCAAUAGGUAAUAAUACUACCCCAAAUCUUUGACUGACUGAGACAAAAUAGUGUGCUCAUUUAGUGAUGUAUUCAAAGUGACUCUAAACGUUGGGACUACAGGAAACAAAUAGUGCCUGGACGGGAACUGUGCAUUGCACUCUGGGAUUUGUAGUUCUUUAUUUCCCGGAAUGGCUUCCAAAUGGAACAGAAAGAGACUGGAGAUGCGGUAGAAAAUUACAGUAACUGUUGAGGGAUGAGACUCUGGGAAAGAGUAAUCUAAAAGUCUUCUAGUAAGAACUCUUUGGAGUUUCCUUUUGUUUUUCCACAGCGGGAGAGAGCAGAGGUGAAUAUUUUAGCCCCCUGACAGGAGGUGUUUUCUUUUUGGAGUUGUGUAGACAUGAAGAACGCUGUGUUAGCGUGGUGCCUUGGGGCGCACCGAAAGCUGAGUCUCUAUAGUAAGCCCUCUGCUGCCAACUGGAACAGUAUGUCCGUUUUCCAGUCACACUGGAACUGUCUGUUUGAACACUGAAAAUAAAUGGUUUAUUUAUGUUAUAGUAUCUUAAAACAAAGCACUAACGGGUAGAAAUGUCUUUUUUGUACUAAGUGUAAAAAAUACUUUUUAGAAAACUCUGACUGAAGAUUAUGCGUGUCUUUUAGAAAAUGGUACCUAUCCCACUAUCAAUCCCCCUUUUUUCUAAAAUGGUUUCAUUGCUAUUGGUGUGUUGACUACAACAACAAAAAAAUCAACAUUAAAGUGUAUUUUACAAUUAGAAUCAGUCACAUCGGUUCUAUUUUGCUGUAGCAUAGCUUUUGUUUGCAGUCAUUUAUGAACCAGAUGGUAGUCCUACAUCCUGUCUGGGUUAUUUUGCAUUUUCAAGCAAAGACAGUAGCAAGAGCACUCCUUUCUUAACCGCAAAGAUCCUUCCUCAAUUCAUUUAACGUGAUAUUGACAUGUUGCCGCAUGUGCUGUCGAGAUACGCCUCAAAUGAAAAUCAUAUUAACUCCAAUUUGACUGAGUUUUGAAAUGUAUUGCAAAGAAAAACAAGACUGAGAAUCAAAGUGAGUGAAGUCUGCUGGUCUCGAGAGGAAAUACAAGGCGUCAGCCAAUGGCUUCAUUCAUUCACUGCAUACAAAGCUGUGAUCUCAUUCUCAUCUGUAUUCAUUGGUUGCGGUUAUGCUAUACAAAAGUGUCCGGUUCCGUAGAGUUUCAGUGACGUAAAACAUCAGAACACAUCAUUUAGGCACUUUAUCAUAAUCGAUCAUGAUGCUCAUCAUCUAUUUUUUUUCAUGCUUAAGCUUCAUAUGUUGAUAUGAGACUAUUUGUUUUUUUUCUGCUGAUUUGAGAUCAUGACGACGCAAGGUCUACUUCUCAGACGGGCCAGUUUCUUUCUUGUUUAAUUUUCUUGGUUUUUCAUGAGAUAGACAGAUCUGUCAUUGUGUGCACAGUGAAUAAUAAACGUUCAAUUUAGGUGAAAGGUGCUGUUUUAUUGUAGUAACGAUGCAAAUCUAGUGCUUUCAUCGUUUUCAAUGAUGGUAUCAAUGUAGGUGCUACUCAAAUACAAUAGUAGUUUAAUUAACCGGAUAGUCUGCUGACUAAAGCAAACUAUUUAACGCCAUCUAGACCUGAAGAUUUAUCAAAUGAGUAUGUGUUCUAAUAUUGAUUAAAAGCACUGCAGCCUGUUACUCUUUCAAGAUACAGUAUAAACUCACAAACAAAGGGAUAAACGCGUGAAAAUGAUCCGAUUUAUCUCUCAGAUAGUUUCUCAUCGCUACACCCACAUAUUAGAAAGACUAAUCCUGAAGUUACUGAUUAACAUAACUGGAGUCAAUUGUUUACUUUGCCAUGUUUAAGUUCUCUACGAUAUCCAGAGAGUUAUCAUAACUUUUAUGGCAGAAGACCAUAUAUUGUUUGGGCCAAGUGCAUGUUGAUUCACAUAAUAUUGCGUGUCAGUGCUCAUCUCAGUUGCCCAUGACAACUGUUCCACCAAAUAUCCAAAGGGCUUAUUAUUUGGGCUCUGACUCCCUGCAAUGGAACACAUUCUUAAUAUGUCUGGCCAUUGUAUGUAGAGAUUUUAAGCCGCCAUUGUCGAUAUAAAAAAUGUCCCUUAUUCAGAAGUUCCAACCACCGUGAAAAUGGCUAUUGGCGUUGCGAAGGAAGCAUAAAUCAUUAAAUAUCAUAAAUAAAUAAAUCAACCAG
Salmo salar (Atlantic salmon) is the source of this 4070-nucleotide messenger RNA. Its product is annotated as protein Wnt-7b. Gene Ontology annotation, molecular function: frizzled binding; cytokine activity. The record is from RefSeq and is a predicted model, not a curated record. Gene Ontology annotation, biological process: positive regulation of JNK cascade; cell fate commitment; multicellular organism development. Lineage: Eukaryota; Metazoa; Chordata; Actinopteri; Salmoniformes; Salmonidae. Gene Ontology annotation, cellular component: extracellular region.